AUGAAUUCUGAGGAAGAAAGCGUGAGCCUUGGCCUUCUCAAGAAGAAAAUGGCGGAGUUCGCCAAGGAGAUGUAUUGGGAUCAGUUUCACAGCCCAAGGAACCUCCUCUUAGCUUUAGUGGGGGAAGUUAGGGAGCUGUCAGAGAUAUUUCAGUGGAGAGGAGAUGUGCUAAAGGAGCUUCCGGACUGGAAAGAGGAGGAGAAGCAGUACUUGAGGAAAGAGGUCUCGGAUGUUCUUCUAUACCUUGUGAGGCUCUCUGAUAUUUGUGGCAUUGAUCUUGGAAAAGCUGCACUUCGCAAGGUUGAUCCCAAUGCCAUCAAGUACCCAGUUUCCAAAACCAAUUUUUAUAGUGAAGGCUCUUAG
Messenger RNA from Vitis riparia (riverbank grape), 363 nucleotides. Its product is annotated as dCTP pyrophosphatase 1-like. Gene Ontology annotation, biological process: nucleoside triphosphate catabolic process. Gene Ontology annotation, molecular function: nucleoside triphosphate diphosphatase activity. The transcript has a single exon. NCBI's taxonomy places the organism in Eukaryota, Viridiplantae, Streptophyta, Magnoliopsida, Vitales, Vitaceae. The coding region runs from base 1 to 363 and encodes 120 amino acids. The record is from RefSeq and is a predicted model, not a curated record.